Messenger RNA from Chelmon rostratus (copperband butterflyfish), 1122 nucleotides. Its product is annotated as sia-alpha-2,3-Gal-beta-1,4-GlcNAc-R:alpha 2,8-sialyltransferase-like. The coding region runs from base 1 to 1122 and encodes 373 amino acids. The record is from RefSeq and is a predicted model, not a curated record. Gene Ontology annotation, molecular function: alpha-N-acetylneuraminate alpha-2,8-sialyltransferase activity. NCBI's taxonomy places the organism in Eukaryota, Metazoa, Chordata, Actinopteri, Chaetodontiformes, Chaetodontidae. The transcript has 4 exons. Gene Ontology annotation, biological process: N-glycan processing; oligosaccharide metabolic process.
AUGGUCCGCAUCGCCAAGGCUCUGGGUUUGGUCAUUCUGUGCGUCGCCGUGCUCAUACUGUCGCUCAUCAGCUAUGUGUCCCUGAGAAAAGACAGCCUCUUCACCUCCUCAAAAUAUUACAUGGGAGGCCCGAGAAUUAUGUUCCAUGCAGGAUUUCGGUCUCAGUUUGCCAUGAAUUUCCUGGACCCCUCCUUUAUCCCCUUAACUAAUGCGCUGAAUGAGGAGCUCCAAGGAAAACCGUCCAAAUGGAAGUUCAACAAGACUGCUUUUUAUCAGCAGAGGAAAGACAUCUUCAGCUUCAUCGACAUUCCCAACAACUUCUCCCUCACAAAGAACAGCGUGCGUGUCGGCCAGCUGAUGCACUUUGACUACUCCAGCCACAAGUACGUCUUCUCCAUCAGCAACAACUUCAAAUCCCUGCUCCCAGACACUUCUCCAAUCCACAACAAGCAUUACAGCAUAUGCUCUGUGGUGGGCAACAGCGGCAUCCUGACGGGCAGCCACUGCGGACCAGAGAUCGACCAGGCCGACUUCGUCUUCCGCUGCAACUUCGCCCCCACAGAGGUCUACUCUAAGGACGUGGGCAGGAAGACCAACCUGACCACCUUUAACCCCAGCAUCCUGGAGAGGUACUACAAUAACCUGCUGACCAUUCAAGACAGGAAUAAUUUCUUCCUCAACCUGAAGAAGUUGGAGGGAGCCAUCCUGUGGAUCCCCGCCUUCUUCCUUCAUACGUCAGCCACAGUAACCAGGACCCUGGUGGACUUCUUUGUGGAGCACAAGGGCCAACUGAAGGUUGAGUUGGCCUGGCCAGGAAACAUCAUGCACGAUGUCAACAAAUACUGGAAGACUAAAAAUCUCUCCCCCAAACGCCUCAGCACUGGAAUCCUCAUGUACACGCUGGCCUCCGCCAUGUGCGACGAGAUCCACCUUUACGGCUUCUGGCCCUUUGGCUGGGACCCCAAUACGGGCAAGGACCUGCCUUACCACUACUACGACAAGAAAGGGACCAAGUUCACCACCAAGUGGCAGGAGACCCACCAGCUACCCAGCGAGUUCAAGCUGCUCUAUAAGCUGCACAGGGAAGGCGUGAUUAAACUCAGCCUGACGCACUGCACUUAG